This is a messenger RNA of Lactuca saligna, 3273 nucleotides long. Lineage: Eukaryota; Viridiplantae; Streptophyta; Magnoliopsida; Asterales; Asteraceae. The record is from the annotation of a GenBank genome assembly.
AAAUCUUUUUUAGGGUUUCGAUAAUCACACCCACAUACACACCACCACCAGGCACCACCACCGUUUGUUUACUUAUUGCACAUUUCUAUGAUUUUCGCUUCCGCGAAAGAUAUGUUUCAACGAAUUCAACAGGUUUCCGAUUUGUAUUGUUUGUCAAUUUCAAUUUUCUAGGGCUCGAUAUACGUGCGAGUGAUGAUGGGCAGCGAUUUAGAAUUAGGAGAUAGUACAAACCCUAAGGUGGAAUCGGAAUCAUUUGUUGAUGGUAGUAGCUCAGAGAAUAGAGUAGAUUCCGCAUCGAUACAUUUAACUGGCCCCUCCGAUAGCUCUACAGUUGUGCAGGGUGUUGAAAGUGUUGUUGCAGAGGGCAGCUUGGAUAGUGUUUCGGCUGAAGAAAAUGUUAGCGAUGUAAAUAAUAGGGGAGCUGGGGAUUCGAGCAAGUUAGGUGUUUCUGAAUCUGAUAACAAGGACGUGUCUAGCGAUAGGAACCAUGGUAGUGUAAAGCGUACGAAAAAUGAGCAGAAGAAGGGACAACGGAGAAAAGAGACGAAGUCAAAAGAAUCAGUAUCGCCUGCAUAUGAUUCAAUGCUCUCGAUGUUUGAUGAUUUUGCUGCAAAUGGGAGUGUGGCCACCGAGGUUAGGUCAUCAAUGGAGGGAUCAGGACUGGGAUCGCCUGGUCAUGGAUAUGAAGUCGGGGAUAUGGUUUGGGGAAAAGUGAAGUCCCACCCUUGGUGGCCUGGUCAUGUAUUCAGUGAAGAAUUUGCAACCACUUCUGUGCGAAGAUCAAAGAGGGAGGGUCUUCUCUUGGUUGCCUUCUUCGGAGAUAGUAGUUAUGGAUGGUUUGAUCCUUCAGAACUUAUGCCAUUUGAAUCAAAUUUUGCUGAAAAGUCUCGGCAGACUAACUCAAAAACUUUUGUCAAAGCUGUGGAAGAGGCAAUGGAUGAGGUGAGUAGAAGGAAUGCACUUGGUUUGUCUUGUAAGUGUAGGAGUAAGCAGAAUUUCAGGAAGACAGAUGUUAAAGGGUAUUAUGCUGUUGAUGUAGCUGAUUAUGAGCCUGGAGCUGUAUACUCAAUCAAUGCUAUUGAGAAAGCUAGGGCCAGUUUCCAGCCAAGUUCAGCUCUUGAUUUUAUCAGGCAGCUAGCUUUGGAGCCUAACGUUGAGCAUGUUGGUAUUGAUCUUAUAAAGAACAAAGCUAGGGUUGUUUCUUACAGAAGGGCAGUUUAUGAGGAAUUUGAUGACACUUAUGCUCAAGCAUUUGGUCAUGAACUAGAUCGCCCUUCUCCAGCUAAAGCCCCUUUGAGUGGGCGGCAGGUGUUUGCUGACACUUCCGGCAAGGGAAAGAAUCCGGCAAGGUCAAAUAAGUCAAAAGAAAAUGCUAAAAAAGACAAAUAUCUCUUUAAAAGAAGAGAAGAAUCUAAAGAGAUACUAAAACCACCCCAAAAGGAAAAAGAAAAACUUCCAUCCUCUCCUCAGCUCAGCCACGUUGAUGAUUCCACCGCCAUUGCCGCCGGUGACUUUGUCCUACAAAAAAGAGCUCCGGUAACACCACCACCACCAACACCACCACCGGAACAAGUCACAAACCCCCCCAUUCUUCCGGAUUCACCUUCAAAAGAAGACACACCUACACCUAUACUCCCGGAAUCCGGCGACCCUUCUCCGGCGACCACCACCAAGGCUGAGUCAGACGUUUCCGGUGAUGAUGAGAAGAAGACAGAGGAGGACAAAAAGGUCAACAUAAUGGAAAACGGGACGAAAAAGGUGAAAGUUUCUAAAAGACCUGCCGGAGUACUGAGCUCCGGCAAACCCAUCUCGCCGGAGAAGAAAAAGAAAAGAAAAAAAGAAUCUUUAUCCUCUGAAACCACAGAAAUCCAUGAAAAAGAUCCAAUUCCUUUUCCUUCUAAAAAACCUAUUGAAGAAAAAGAACAAGAACCUCAAGAACUCAAGCUUUCACAUAUACUCAAUGAUCUUCAAUCACUCGCUCUUGAUCCUUUCAAUGCCAUUAACAAAGGAUUAGCCAUUAAAACCAGACAAGUUUUCUUGAAAUUCCGCUCACUUGUCUUUCAAAAAAGCUUAAAUUCCUCACCACCACCCGACAAUGCCGCCACGUCACCGGAGGAGAACACUGUGAAAUUGCCGCCUGUAAAGCCGGAAAACACCAUCUCCGCCAGACCAGACGACCCCACUAAAGGCGGCAGAAAGCGGGCCCCAUCCGAUCGCCAGGAAGAAAUGGCUGCAAGAAAGAAGAAAAAAGUCGGUGAUAUAAAAAACUUAACCAAAGAAAAGAAGGUAAUCAAGAAGCUGGAUGACCCUCCACCUGCCCGAAAGCCUGACCCCGGGCAGGGGCGGCGGGCAGCGCCGACUGUACUAAUAAUGAGGUUCCCGCCAGAUGGAUCUCUGCCAUCCAUUAAUGAACUGAAGGCGAAAUUCGUGCGAUUUGGACCAAUGGAUCUUCAAGCCACUCGGAUAUUAUGGAAGUCAUUGCAGUGUCGGGUGGUUUUCAAAUUCCAUGCGGAUGCUCAGGCGGCGUUAAAGAUGGCGGUCCGAAGCGGCACUUUGUUUGGGAACUCCGGCGUCAGGUGCAGCCUCAGGGCGGUGGCGGAUUUCGAACCACCAGCCAAAGUAAAAGAAGACCAGCAGCAGCAGCAGAUGGCAGUACAGUUGAAAUCAUGUCUGAAGAAAUCCGGCGGUGAAGACAGUGGUGGUGGUGGUAAUGGCAGCAGAGGGGCGGCUCGUGUAAAAUUUGUGUUGGAUGGAGAUGAAAGUCAUCAUAAUAAGAACAAAAAGAAUGGUGAUGGAGGUGGAGGUGGUUCAUCUUCUUUUUCUUCUUCUUCUUCCUCUUCUUCUUCUUCUUCUCAUGCAACAAUGGAUUUUAAUAGUAAGAAUUUUCAAAAAACAUCAUCAUCGUUGCCUCUUCUUCCUCUUCCUCUUUCUACUUCUAGUGGUGUUGGUAGUAGUUCUGGCGUUCAAUUUACUAGACCACCACUAAUACCAUUAGCACCACCACUAAUACCACUAGCACCACCGUUAUUACCAACACCAACACCAACACCAACACCACGAUCUUUUAAUUAUGGUGGUGACAUGGCACCACUACCACCGCCACCACCAGUGGGUGUGGGUGUGGGAGGAAAGUAUGUGCACAACUUACAAAGACCAAAUAUUGGUCAGAAAGUGGAUGUAUCACAACAAAUGUUAAGGCUUAUGAGAAAGUGCAAUGAAGUUGUUACGAAUGUGAGGAAUACGUUGGGUUAUGUGCCUUACCACCCUCUUUAA